CGCCCUUUUGGCUAAGAAAGCAUUGAGGAGACGAGAAUUGACGUCGAUAUACAUAUUCUGAUGCCAGACGUUAUAUAAGUUGAUUCGGAAUUAAAGUGGCUGUAGGCGAAAAGAACUGCGUUAGUGCUCUCUCAUCAAGCAAUCGAAAUCGAGUGAGACUUACCUCCGACUGGAAAUGCGUGGGCGGGGGAGAAGAAGCCCUUCUCGAUAUGAGAAUCACCGAAGUUUCACUGUACCUGGUAGUGUUUCUAGAUUUGCUCCUUCUGUUCGUAAUGAUGGAUCCUCCUUUCAUGGAAAACCACCACAAACCAUGGAAGAAAAGGAAGGAACUAAUAAUUCAAAGCUUCCCACAGCAGUUGUUUGUUCUCCUUCUGAACAGGGUGGGCUUACUCUACCUGCUUGUAUUGGUGACAAGGACAGACUACCUCAUGUGGAGAGACCUCAGUAUGAUAGGACUAUGCUCAGUGCUGCAGUGGACUGUUAUUCUAAAGAUUUCGAAUCCUCAUCAGUGCCUAAUAUGGGUAGCAUGGGCAUACCAUCCUGUACCCAAAAAUCUCAAUAUGGUCAAACUUCAAUGGAGAGGAAUGUUGACAAUGUUUCAACACAACCUGCACACUUUCCCAGUUCUGCAAAUCUGGAGGAUGAGCCUAUUUUUUGUUUUAGUGAAGAUAGGGAUUCACUAAAUGGAAAAUCUCAACACAGGAAAAUUUCACCUAAAAAAUCUGUAGGCAACAGUUACUCAGGGCAGCCUGAAUUCUCACCGAACAUUUUGCCCUUUGAUAUCUGCCAUGUCAAAAGUAGAAACGUAGUAUCACUGAAGCCUUCUCUACUUGAAAAGAACAGAGAAAAGCGAAAGGAACUUGAGCGCUUCAAGAGAAGUCAUCAACUUCUAAGGCCAGGGAUGGUUCUCUUAAAGAGUUAUAUUAGUCCAAAUGAUCAGGUCAAGAUUAUAAAGAUAUGUCGACAACUUGGUCUGGGCCCUGGAGGAUUCUAUCAACCAGGCUAUCGAGAUGGUGCAAAACUGCAUAUACAAAUGAUGUGUCUUGGUAAGAACUGGGACCCAGAGACAAGAUUGUAUGGCAAUCAAAGGGCAACAGAUGGCGCAGAGCCUCCGUCAAUUCCUGACGAACUCAAAGAUUUGGUUAAAAGAGCAAUGCAGGACACCCAUGCCUUUUUAAAACAAGAGAUAAAAACAAGCAAUGUGGAAGAAGCACUUCCUGCAAUGUCCCCUGAUAUAUGCAUUGUCAAUUUCUACUCAACUAGUGGGAGACUUGGCCUUCAUCAGGAUCGAGAUGAGAGCACUGAGAGUCUUGAUAAAGGUUUUCCUGUUGUCUCCUUUUCAAUUGGUGACUCAGCAGAUUUUUUGUAUGGAGAUAACAGAGACACUGAUAAGGCCGAGAAACUGAUUUUGCAAUCUGGUGAUGUUCUGAUAUUUGGUGGCAAAUCUAGGCUUAUAUAUCAUGGGGUACCAACCAUUAUACCAAACUCAGCCCCAAAGUAUCUGGUUGAUGAUGCAAACCUUCGUCCAGGACGUCUAAAUCUUACUUUCAGGAAGUAUUGAACAUAAUUUUUACCACCAUUGCCAUCAAUAGGUAGUUCCAAACUGCUUCUUAACUCUUUACAAAGCAACUGCAAGCGCGUGAGAGGAGUUGGUAGUUAAUCUUUGUUCCAUGUUUUGUAAGGCAUUAUUGAGUGGACAGCAAACAUUUUGUGGCUAUUAGGUUUGUAUAUAUUUCUAGGAAGUAUACUAUGGCUGCUCAUGUUAAACUCAGGAAGCUAAAGGUUUUGUUCAGGACUCUUACGGGUGGUA
Molecule: messenger RNA, 1810 nt
Organism: Nelumbo nucifera (sacred lotus)
Lineage: Eukaryota; Viridiplantae; Streptophyta; Magnoliopsida; Proteales; Nelumbonaceae
Product: DNA N(6)-methyladenine demethylase ALKBH1D-like
Biological process (GO): oxidative RNA demethylation
Cellular component (GO): cytoplasm
Molecular function (GO): ferrous iron binding; oxidative RNA demethylase activity; broad specificity oxidative DNA demethylase activity
Source: RefSeq, a predicted model, not a curated record